CCUUUUUUAAUCAAAUCGCCUUAAACGUGUCUCUCUCUUUGCCUUUGCCUUUGCCUUCUCCUUCCUUCCAUUUCACCCACCAACACACAGUGUCGUGAUUUUUGAAAAUGGCGAUGAUGUUGAGUGCUUCAUUUCACAGACCUACCUCUACAUGCUUAUCUCCUUUUAUUCCUCUUCCUGUUCCUGUUCCUGUUCCAGUAAUUACACCUUCCUCUGCUUCACUCUCACGCACCACAAGCAGAAGCAGCAGGAAUCGGGGUUUUCUUACAGCUUUUGCCCUCAAAACCCCCAUUCAAAUGGAAAUGGAAGAAGAAGAAGAGAUGGUGAAGGAGAGUGAAACUGUGGUAUACUCAUUCUCUCCUCUCCCUCUUCUUCUGCUUGCUGCCCUUCCUGGAGCUGGAACCGUAAGAUCGCUAUUUGGACCUUUCGUUGAGCUCGUGAAAUCUUUUGAUCUCCCAGGAUGGCUUGUCCAUUGGGGCCACCCCGGCAACAUGGCAGUCGUGCUCUUUGCCAUGGGCGGAUACGGGACUUAUUUAGGUUUUCGCAUUCGGUUCUCUGAUGAUGUGGAGGAGAAGGCGAUGGCGAAAGACUUGCAUCCUAAACUCCUAGCCGGGAUGUUCUUCUUCUUUGCGCUCGGAGCCACCGGAGGAGUAACCUCUCUUCUUACUUCCGAUAGGCCGAUUUUUGAAAGUCCUCAUGCCGUGACAGGGUUGAUCGGUCUAACCCUUUUGGCCAUACAAACAGCAUUGCCCACAUUAUUCGAGGGAAAUCCGGGGCUACGAAAUGUUCAUGGGAUCUUAGGGAGCGGGAUUAUGACAUUGUUUGUGGUACAUGCGGCACUUGGUCUUCAACUGGGUUUGAGCUACUGAUUUUAGAAGAUAAGCGGAGAUGGGGUUUCGACCCACUUCCUUCAUUACAUAUUCAUUCAUUCAGGUGUGUACAUCAAACAUCGAGUAUGCUCGUGAAAUGGCAACAAGAGACAUAAAUUCGUUGGAAUGCGACGAUAUUUUUUAAAGGGGCGGGUAUUAUGAUUAUGCUUAUAUAGUGUUUGAUAAAAUAUCUGAAAGUAAUAAAUCAUGAUGGUUUUGUU
This is a messenger RNA of Cynara cardunculus var. scolymus (artichoke), 1090 nucleotides long. RefSeq lists its product as uncharacterized. The transcript is spliced from 6 exons. Gene Ontology annotation, biological process: respiratory electron transport chain. The record is from RefSeq and is a predicted model, not a curated record. Gene Ontology annotation, cellular component: membrane. NCBI's taxonomy places the organism in Eukaryota, Viridiplantae, Streptophyta, Magnoliopsida, Asterales, Asteraceae. Bases 108 to 869 code for a protein of 253 amino acids.